GAAAGACAUUAGGCCAUCUGUCACAGUAUCUUACCAAAGUCAUCACAUGUGAAAAAUCGUCUCCAACAGAUUAACACACACACUCUUUUUUUUCUGUUUUGGCUGUUUCAGGAAAUAUGGUGAGCAAAGAGGACACCAAAUGCGUUGUUCUCUCAAAUUCAGAUGAAUCAGAUUCAGAAACAGUUCCCUCACACAGCAUCGACGCACAGUCCGGGUCCGAAUCUGGCAAACAGCAGGUGAAGAAGAGAAACAAGGCUUUGCAAGUGCGUUUUAAGGAUAUCUGCGAAGCUCAGAAAGAGCAUCGUGCCAGACGCUCCAGGUCCAUUUCCUGUAAAGUUACCCACAGAAAGUACAUGACAAUGCCUGCCCGGCGAUCUAUCCCUAACGUGACCAAGAGUACUGGUGUCCAGACUUCACCAGAUCUUACAAAACGGUAUAAGACUUUCCCAUUUGAAAGGAAAAAAGGACACACCUUUAAACAUGCUGCUUUAGUGGAAGACUACAGAGGACAAAACAAUGGAUUUUUGAGUGACAUAAAAGCAGUAGGAGAUGAUGGACAACCUACUGGGGAGUCAUCUAAGUACAAGGGUAAGAUUGUGGGGCAGACAAAAGCACUGCUUCACCACACUGAUGACAGCAGUGAUACAGAGGAUUUGCUUUCCAGUGCCAACUGUGUGGAUGGACCCUCACAUUUCUCAGAAGAGGGUCAUCCUACCAGCUCUCCUUCCAAAAGUGAACCAGAAUACAAGGUUUGUGGGACAAGGACCAAACAUAAAGGAUUACCCAAAGAAGACAUGGAUGCUGGCACUUCCUCAAAGCGCCAGCUAGCUGACUCAGAGUUUUCGCAGGACAAGCCAAAGGGCACAGGCCCUGUUGCAUGGAACUCUUUGACACAGGUGGAGUCUUUAGGAAGCCCCUCUGUGAGCUGUAAACGGAAAAAGGAUACACAGCUAAAUGAGCAACAGUCACGGACACUUCCCCAUAGUGCCAAAUGUUCUUUAAAGUCGCAAGGGCAGUGUCGGACAAGGCAUGUGUCAGCCUCCUCUAAACUCCAGCGAACACACGGGGGUGACGAGGGCUUUCCUCCAGGAGCCACAGGCAUCGGGAGCAGCCAGCAGAUAAUAACCUUAUCUGGAGACAAGGAUAUCAAAGCACAGCUGCAGGCCAUGGAAAGUCUCAUCAGCUCAAGCCAGGAGACCAUCAAGGUCCUUCUUGGAGUUAUUCAGGAGCUGGAGAAAGGUGAAGCACAGAGAGAGGGGCUCUCCUACCGAACAGGACAAGACACAGCAAAUUGUGACACUUGUCGAAACAGCGCCUGCAUCAUUUACAGUGUCGAGCUGGACUUUAAGCUGCAGGAGGACAAGCUACAGCCUCUGAUGAAGAGACUUUGUCCCCUGGACAGCCAACAGUGCCCUGCUCUGCCUUACUCCAAUGAAGUUUUCACAUCUACUCCUAAACGCAAGUCCAAGACAGAAUCCAAAAAGCAUGCUCGAUGGAAACUAUGGUUCCUCUAAAUAAAACCUGAAGCCUUUGGAAACAACCAUUUUCUUGGGCACGUUAAUACCCCUGUCAUUCUCAAAAUUGCUGAAGGAAUAUUCAAAUGGGGUAAUCAACCCAUGGGAAUGGAAACCACGUGAUUUAAGGUUCUGUGUUGAGAUUCCACACCGUGUCACCUGGGGACUUGAGACCAAAAAAAUAAAAAAUAAAAACAUUUUAAAUUCAGUCUUACCUUUUCUGGCAUGUUUGCUGGACAGGAUCGACACACAUCUGCAAAAACUAGAGUAUAUUGCUUGGCAACAAGAGGAGGAGCCAUGUGGAGGGUCUUUUAUGGGUGAAGCUCUAAUCUUUAAACGGACAUCAGCCCCCCCCCACCCCCCACCUCCUGAAAGCACAAACAUUUGACUUUUGAGAG
Molecule: messenger RNA, 1912 nt
Organism: Oreochromis aureus
Lineage: Eukaryota; Metazoa; Chordata; Actinopteri; Cichliformes; Cichlidae
Gene: insyn2ab
Product: inhibitory synaptic factor 2Ab
Exons: 4
Coding region: 117-1514 (465 amino acids)
Biological process (GO): inhibitory postsynaptic potential
Cellular component (GO): postsynaptic density
Source: RefSeq, a predicted model, not a curated record